This is a messenger RNA of Hemibagrus wyckioides, 4876 nucleotides long. Its product is annotated as KIAA0232 ortholog. Lineage: Eukaryota; Metazoa; Chordata; Actinopteri; Siluriformes; Bagridae. The record is from RefSeq and is a predicted model, not a curated record. The transcript is spliced from 8 exons. The coding region runs from base 465 to 4454 and encodes 1329 amino acids.
GGCUAGAUCCAAAAUGGCGGCAGUUGCUUCGCUAAGCUGGCUCGAAAUAAAAACACGGUCAGUGCCCGAGCUCUGGAGCGGCCGGCAGCGGGAGAGAAGUUACCGCUUCUCCUGCUCCGCUUUCCCCUGAUUACACUGAAUAAAAGGCAGGUGAUUCCGGAGCUGUCCGUCACCCACCAUGAAGAUCUCUGAGUGCAAACUGAGCACGCACCGUGUUCUCCUAUAAGCUGCCUGUACUCAUUGAACCAUGCCUGAAGAUUAGUGCACCUCUCCUAAGCCAAAUACCAUUUAAAAAUCUACAUGACCCUCCAUGUAGGCCUCCUCUCCGUCCCACUGGAGUGAACCCCCUAGUCUUGAUUUCCUUCCCUUCCCAUCGAGACCAUCUUUUGUUGUCCUCUUGAAGACAAACCGGGACAAUGUCCCUGUAUUUGAAAAUGGCUCCUACAUAAAAACCCUUCAGUCCCAUGCGUCCUGUAAGUGGAGACUCGUCCAGUGCUGCCCCUCCCGAGAGUGUGUCGUUGCUGGACUCUCUUUCCCCAUCCGAUAUGUCCCUGCUGCAGUCCUUGGGCCCAGUGCAGAGCUGGCUGGGCCAGGAGCUGGAGAAAUGUGGCAUAGACGCCAUGAUCUACACCCGAUACGUCCUCAGCCUCCUGCUGCACGACAGCUACGACUACGAUCUGCAGGACCAGGAGAACGACAUCUUCCUGGGUUGGGAGAAGGGAGCCGGUAAAAAAUGGGGGAAGAGCAGGAGGAAGGGAGGGACAGACCUGAGUCUGGAGGAGAUGAAGAAGCAGGCCGCUGUGCAAUGCCUGCGCUCUGCUUCUGAUGAAAACUCUGGAGUCGAAAGUUUGGUCGAGGAGCUUUGCUCCAAGCUCAAGGACAUUCAGAACAAACAAAAAGAAAAAGAAAAGCAAACGAUUAAGAAGUCUGAUGAAUCCCGAUCUCCUGAAUUGGCUGAAUCACCUUCCUCUAAAGACCAGGUGGAAAUGUACUAUGAAGCCUUUCCACCUCUAUCAGAAAAACCUGUUUGUCUGCAAGAGAUUAUGACUGUGUGGAACAAGGCUAAAGCGAGUGCAUAUUCCAGCUCCUCAUCUGCUGCCCCUCAAACGAGCACGGACACCUCCUCCCCGAAAGACUGCACCAGUGAGGGCGAAGUCUUCAAGGACAAAGCACCUGAUGCAUCAGUCACUACCACUACCAGUGAGAAGGCUCAGCACAGACGCAGCAAGAAAGAAAAAGAGAACCGAUACCACGGGGGUGCUUCUGGGGCUUGCAGCGACCAGGUUGUCUCUCAAAAUAAAAGGCAUGCCAGACAUCGUUCUGAUUUGGGGCACCGUCCUCGGUCUUGGUCCUCCGGCUCCAGCGAGGGUGGCUCAAGCUCCAGUGGUAACCAGGGUGAGGCAAAGACCUGUAAAGGGACUCGGAUCAGACACAGGUCUCGUGAGGUUAGCAGCAAAAACAAAAGAGGGCGAAACCAUGGGCAAGUCAAACUGGCCCUUAAGGCUAUUGACAAAGAAGAGCGCAGAAACACAGGUAGCAGUUGCAGUGCCUCCGAAGGCCCUUUGAAGAACCAACAGCACUACACAAAAAAAGGCAAAAAGCCAUUAAGGGAGCUUCGGAAAGAUCCCAGCUGGGUUGACUUGAAAGAGUCUGGAGGUGAAGCCAAUAAUAACAGGGAAUACAUGGAAGAACCCCUUUGGUACACCGAGCCCAUAUCAGAGUUUUUUGUCCCUUUCAGCUGGAGUAAACUGGAGACAAAGUAUCGAAGCAAACCAGAUUCCCCCAGUGACCUAGCCACAGCCAUCGAUGUGGAGAGUCUGUCAGAGCAAGUACAAGGGAUCUGCAUUGCCAACACUUCAAUUCAAAGGGCGUACUUUACAGCAGGUACUUUCGUGGAUGGGCAUUUUGUAGAAGUGUCCGGCGAGGCAAACGAGGAGGCCACUGAACUGAAUGGGACCUCAAGCUGCCCUCUUCCUGAGGAUGGUAAAGAUUUAGAUGAUGAGCAUCUGUCUGAAUUCACUCACUUCUAUGAAGUUGAUAUAUACCAAUCCAUAUUGGAUCCCAGUGCCUCAGAUGCAGUACAAGAAAGUCGAAUCUUAAACAUGAUUCGGCAAAAGAGCAAUGAGCCAAGAGACAUUGAGGCAGGGUGUUGUGUAGUUUUAGAUGGCUUUGAACUGCAGGGGGAAAGUGCAAUAAAGGCAGAUUCUUUGGGAGCUUCAGGAGACGACGUGAUUCUUACGCAAGACAUGGAAAACAUUGCUCAUAUGUGGGAGUGCUGCUCAUCAUCUAGUUCUGAGGAAUUGGAAGUAGAAAGCUGUGCAGGUGACUCUCCAGUUAGGCUUUCCCCACUGUUGGGCAGCAUGCCAUUUAACCUGAGCAGGUUGUCAGGAACUUUUGGAGAGCCCCCUGUCCAAGAUGUUAGUGGGAGCACGAUGGCCCUAAACUCCUGUUUCUCGCUCUUUGAGGUGCAGUGUGAUAGCUCUGCUUUCCCCUUUUCCUGCGACUCGCUUACAUCCAGUCGCGAAAAUGUAGAUUCAAGUAGCUGUCUAGAUUCUCAUGCAAACAAACAGUCUCGCUUGCUAAUUUGGACCAAAAAUAGUGCCUUUGAUGAAAACGAACACUGCUCUAACCUGUCGACGAGAACAUGCAGCCCGUGGUCCCACUCAGAGGAGACGCGCUCAGACAUUGAGCAAGUCACUGGCCAAGCCGAUGAGUCCUCUCAGUUUGGCAGUGAGGAGCUUGGCUGCAUAAUUCCUCCUGUACCAACUUCGUACCUGGAGGAGGAGUUUUUGGAUUUCUUGCAGGAGAGCCCAAGUCACCAGCAAGAUGAAAUGAAUGCAGGCAUAGUGUCCAAUCAGACCUUCAACAAGGUAUCUAAACUGGAGUCUGUUUGUGGAAUAGCAUUAGAGCAGGAUGAGGGCAAACAGUACAACGCUGUUUUGUUUCCAGAAGACACCAACCAACAAAGUGAUGAUUACAGCUCAGGAAUAAUAAAAGAUAUUUGGAUGGCUAUUGGAGACCGAGAUUGUGUUUUGGCUGUUGAAGUGGAGAAAGCAGACGAUGACUUGUUUUCGGAGGAGACACCCAGCUAUCACUGUGGCUGUCUUGAUGGUGAGGCGAAGGAGCCCAUCGAAAAGAAGGCCGUUCAGCGUUCUGAAUACCACCUGUGGGAGGGUCAGAAGGAGGACCAAGGCCUGGCCAAAAACAAAGUCUCGAAGGUCGACGGAGGGGACUAUGCAACACCCGCCAGGCCGUGGGAUGUUGAUUCAGAUAGGGACAGUACAUCGUUUAUUCUUGGAGGAGUGUACGGAGAACUAAAGACCCUAAGCAGUGAUGAGGAGUGGACCGUGGUCCAGCCCAUCAACACUUGUGAGAGCCUGUUGCAGUGCGCCUCGGCUUCCUCGUCCGAUGUGGUGACCAUUGCGGGCACGGACGUGUUCAUGAAUACAGGCAGUUGCUUUGCUCCUGGUCAUAAGCCUCUUUGGCGCCCUUUGGUGUCCUUUGGACAGAACGGUCAGGCUACCAAAGGGUCAGGGGAAGGACUGAAUAAGGGAUUUUCUGUUAUCUUCCAUGAAGAUUUACUUGGAUCCUGUGGAGGCUAUUGCGGAGAGCAGCAAGGACUUGAUUAUCCAUUUUCAUCCUUUGAUCUCAGUAACCCUUUUUCCCAGGUCCUGCAUGUGGAAUGCUCCUUUGAACCAGAAGACAUGGCCUCAUUCAGCCCAGGAUUCAAGCCAAAGUCCAUACUGUGCUCAAACUCCGACAACGAGCCAUUCAGUCCGAGGCUUUAUGGCAUCAACCGCACUCAGUACCGGGCCAUCCGCAUAUCCCCGAGGACUCACUUCCGGCCGAUAUCGGCUUCUGAACUUUCUCCCGGCUGGUGUAGCGUGUCGGACGGAGAGUCUGAAAAGGAGGAAAUGAGUGUUCCUGUUUCUGGUCAGACGGACCUCUUUGAUGACCCACAGGCAGACCUCAAACCCCUGGAGGAAGACGCAGAAUGCGAAGGCCCUUACUAUGGAAAGUCUGAACUGGAAUCUGGUAAAUUCUUACCCAGAUUAAAGAAGUCGGGCAUGGAGAAGAGUGCCCAGACGUCACUGGAUUCCCAGGAAGGUGCGGGCACGACUCUGACCACUGUCGAGCAGGAGAUUUGCUUAGACUGCGAAAUCGCAGGAAAACCUGCAGCAGUGGCCACGAGCUCUCACGUGGAGGUGCCUGUGGAUACGUUUCAGAAACAGGAGUCCUGCACAGAAAGGGAGGCUUGUAGGUCUGUUGGAGCAAGCCAGCUUCUGGAAUUUGGGAAAUCAUAUGACGUGGUUCAAGAUUUGCAUGAGUUUCCCCUGUUGAGUUUUGGAGAGCGGAGUGUGACGACUGGCCAGCGUGAGGACUGCUGGUGGCAGAAUACACUUUGUUCCUCCAUGUUUUCAGGAUCUCGAUGCACAGAAAGCAGUAACAUAUGAGUUUGCUGCUGAGCGCAGAGGAACCGGGCUGAAACCGGGCUUCUUCAGAACCUCGGCGCUUUUCUCCUCCUGCAUUAAAACCCAGCAGAGGAUGAGGAUGAGGAGCAGUUUCAUCAGAACAGAACAUCGAAACCUCUGUUAAUCUUUAAGUUUGAUCCCCCGGCCCCACCCCUUCCCUCCUCCUCCUCCUCCUCCUCCUCCUCCUCUCACCCAACCCUUUUGUAAUCAUUAGAAACAUAACCGAAGGGGAACUGUGUGUGUGUGUGUGUGUGUGUGUGCGUGCGUGCGCGCGCGCUCAGUCUUUAUGGAUCUGUUUGAAGUGUGUGUAUUAAUCAGCUUUGACAAAAGGCAUGUAGCUGAUGAUGAUCCUUAGUCAAGUCAGGUGAUCUUUACUUGAACCCCAUCUGAUUUAUUUAUAUAUA